Colletotrichum destructivum is the source of this 1551-nucleotide messenger RNA. RefSeq lists its product as uncharacterized. Bases 97 to 1404 code for a protein of 435 amino acids. NCBI's taxonomy places the organism in Eukaryota, Fungi, Ascomycota, Sordariomycetes, Glomerellales, Glomerellaceae. The record is from RefSeq and is a predicted model, not a curated record. The transcript has 4 exons.
GUCAUGAUGCAGCUCGCAAUGCUCCUUUUUGAACGACGCAUCCACCACUGCAAUUUCUGCCCCUUGUCCUCAAGAAUACAGCAACAGUGAGUCACGAUGGAGACUUGUGGAACUCAUCAUGGACAUCAGCGCGUACCUUGUCAAUAUCUACUUUGUGAAACAACCUGCAGCCCGCCGGCUCCUGGGCCGUGUAUUAUGCGACGCUUCGAUAAUAUUGACAAAAGAUUGGAUGAUAUAGCGGGGAAACUCGUCAGCAUGUUGCACACGCAGACGUGCGUUACAGAGCAAUUUGGCACCAAAUUGAAUGGGAUCGACAUGAGGUUGAAGGGUGUCAACGAAACAGUGGAAAAUACUCAGACUACUUUAACGACAGUUGACACCACUGUUGUUGAAGAUCCCACCACCUUGACCGCAGUCCACCACACGGUUAACAACAUUCAGAAUACCUUGUUGACGGUUAACACCACCGUUAACCAGACACAAGCUGCCGUGACAGAAAUUGGCAACACAGUUGCCAAAAUUCUGGAUGGCUAUGCAGCAGUCAACCACCACGUUGACACUUAUGAUAGCUUAGCGGCGGUCCACAACACCGUCAUUUGUAACCAAGCUACCUUGACGGCAGUCAGCAACAUCAUGAAUCAGUUACAAGCUACGGUGGCAGAAGUUAACAAUGCAGCAACUCAAGCCCAAGCUACCAUGGCUAUAAUUGACACCACAGUAAGCAACAACCAAGCCACAUUGGAAGCGGUUAACAACACAGUCAACACUACUCAGGCUACCUUGGCAUCUAUGGACGACACGAUCACCCAUACCCAAGCUACUGUGACAGCAGUAAGCACCACGAUUGACAGCACUCGGAGUGACUUGGCAGGAAUCAACCACACGGUCAACAAUACUCGUGAUACUUUGGCAAUAGUUAACAACACUGUCAACAACACUCAGAAUACCUCAAUGGCAAUUAGAGACACAGUCACCAGUACACAUCAGGCCUUAGCAGCAGUAGACAACAAAGUCACUCGCACACAAACUACCUUGGCAACAAUACAAAUCACCGUCAACAGCAGCCAACAGAGCUUGGCAGCAGUCAACAAUGUGGUGAACAGCGCCCAGGGCACGUUAGCGAACAUUGUUCAAGGGUUGAUCCAGAGCAAUCAAAGGGCUACACAAAACCAGACUGCAAUCACCAAUACGCAUCAGGCCUUACAAGAGUUUCAACUGGAACUUCGGGCAGGUCACUUCAACAACGCAGCACGUCUAGCCAAUCGUUUCGCAAGUUGUUGUACGACGACGAUACGGAGUUUUCACGGUGUCAACGAUCAACACAUUACAGGGUUUCCGAUGUCAUAUGCCUCAUUCAACAAACUUUUAGGUGAGAAUAACUUCGGAGAGAAGAGAAUCUGCUAAGAACGAUUACAGAGAAUGAGCUUAACUAUAUAUUGCAAAGCCUGGGACUUCCUGCAAACGGGUCUUAUCUCAGCAGGAAAACCCGUCUGAAAACGUAUCUGGGUUUGAGGACGUAAAUUAAGGCUAUCAUAGGCUUUGCUUGCUAGU